Molecule: messenger RNA, 1041 nt
Organism: Eublepharis macularius
Lineage: Eukaryota; Metazoa; Chordata; Lepidosauria; Squamata; Eublepharidae
Gene: GJA9
Product: gap junction protein alpha 9
Exons: 1
Coding region: 1-1041 (346 amino acids)
Biological process (GO): cell communication
Cellular component (GO): connexin complex
Source: RefSeq, a predicted model, not a curated record
AUGGGAGACUGGAGUUUCCUGGGAGGGAUUUUAGAAGAAGUGCAUAUUCACUCCACCACCAUUGGCAAGAUCUGGCUAACCAUCCUCUUCAUAUUCCGGAUGCUGGUUCUCGGUGUGGCCGCCGAAGACGUCUGGAACGAUGAGCAAUCUGAAUUCAUCUGCAACACCCAGCAACCUGGGUGCCGAAACGUCUGUUACGAUCAGGCCUUCCCCAUCUCUCUGAUCAGGUACUGGGUUUUGCAAGUGAUCUCCGUCUCCUCCCCUUCCUUGGCCUAUAUGGGCCAUGCCUUAUACAGACUAAGAGCAUUAGAAAAGGAACGGCAAAGGAAGAAAGCGCAGGUGAGGGUCGAGCUUGAGCGAGCCGAAUUCGAAAUGGCCGAAGCCCGGAAAAAACUCGAGAAGGAACUCCGGCAGCUGGAGCAGAGGAAACUCAACAAGGCGCCCCUCCGAGGCUCGCUGCUCUGCACUUACGUGAUGCACAUUUUUAUGAGAUCCGUCCUCGAAACCGGGUUUAUGCUCGGCCAGUAUUUUCUGUACGGCUUCCAGCUCGACCCUCUUUACAAGUGCCAAAGGGCCCCCUGCCCUGAGACCGUCGACUGCUUCGUCUCCAGGCCCACGGAGAAGACCGUCUUCAUGGUUUUCAUGCAAUCCAUCGCCGCCGUCUCCUUGGGCCUCAACGCCCUCGAGCUGGCCCACCUGGCCUUCAGGAAGGCCCGGAAAGGAACCUGCGGGCAACACGCGAGGAGAGGCGACAGGGAGGAGAGGGAGGCCUGUGCCGGCGACGACGUCAAGAAAAGCGGCGUCGAGGGCCCGCUGUGGGCCAGAGCGAGCGAGGCGCCGCCGAGGCCCCUUCCCGAGGCUCCCAGCUGGCUCCUGGGGAGCCAAACGGAACUUAAGCCUUUAGAGGGGGCCCCGCCGCCGCCUCACAACAACAGCAGCAGUAGCAGCAGCAGCUCCAACAACAACGAAGCCGGCUCGAGAGCGCCCCUGAAGCGCCAGCCCGGCCCAGCGGGCCACGCCGCCCCCGACCUCUACAUCUGA